AUGUCCACAGCUUCUCUUCCCGCCUCUGUUGAGGCUCUCUCGCUCCAAUCCACCGCGCAGACAUCUCAGUUCCCAGGAUGCUUCCCGACACUGAACCCGAUGGAUAUUUACCGCCAGCACAUCGCGGAGGAGUUGAGCAAAGCCUCCGGUAUUGAUGCUCAGAAGAUCUACCCACGCAUUGCCUGGACCAGUACUUUGGACAAGGGUGACCUUUCAUUGCCGGUGGCUUCGCUUCAAAUUAAGCAAAACCCCGUGGAGCUUGCCAAGGAUCUUGUCUCCAAGUUCCCCGCCUCCGACCUUAUUCACCCCCCAACUCAGCUUGGUCCUCAUAUUCAAUUCUUCUGCAAACGUCAGCCAUUGUCCAACAAUGUUCUUGGCCGUAUCCUGAAGGAGAAGGCUGCCUAUGGAACAAAUGGCAACCAGGGUCAAAAGGACCCGUCCGACCCUUCCAAGGGCCAGAAGAAAAUCAUCAUCGAGUUCUCGUCGCCCAACAUUGCCAAGCCCUUCCACGCUGGUCAUCUGCGCAGUACCAUCAUCGGUGGCUUCCUCGCCAAUAUCUACACUGUUAUGGGAUGGAACGUCAUCAAAAUGAACUACCUCGGUGACUGGGGUAAGCAGUAUGGUCUGCUGGCCAACGGCUUCAAGGACUACGGCAAUGAGGAAGCUCUUAUCAAGGACCCUAUCAACCACCUGUUCGAUGUUUACGUCAAGGUCAACCGUCAGGUCAGUGAGCAGGAUGGACCUAUCAAGGAGCUGAAGGAACAGAUCAAGACCAAGAAGGAGAAGAACGAGGAUGUUGCUGAGCUCGAGGCACAGCUUGCCAAGCUUGUGGAUGUGAGCGAGGACGAGAAGGCCCGUCGCUACUUCAAGAGCAUGGAGGACGGUGAUCCGGAGGCUCUUGCUCUCUGGCGCAAGUUCCGUGAUCUUAGUAUUGAGAAGUACAAGCAGACCUACGCUCGUCUCAACAUUGACUUCGAUGUCUACUCCGGCGAAUCACAAAUCAAGUCUGAGAGCAUGACCGAUGCCUACAAGCUUAUGGAGGAGGCCGGUGUCUCCGAGAAGUCCGAGGGUGCUGUCAUUGUGGAUUUCACUAAGCACGGUGCCAAGAAGCUGGGCAAGGCUAUCAUUGUCCGCAAGGACGGCACCCCUCUCUACCUGACCCGCGAUAUCGGUGCCAUCACUGAGCGUGAUAAUGAGUACCACUUUGACAAGAUGAUCUACGUUGUUGCCGCCCAGCAAGAUCUGCACCUGGCUCAGCUCUUCAAGGUCACUGAACUUAUGGGCCAUAAGGACCUGGCCUCCCGUUGCCAGCACAUUAACUUUGGUAUGGUCCGUGGUAUGAGUACUCGUAAGGGUACCGUCAAGUUCUUGGAUGACAUCCUGCGUGAUGUUGGUGACAAGAUGCACGAGGUCAUGAAGAAGAACGAAGUCAAGUAUGCACAGGUCGAGGAUCCUGAGAAGACUGCCGAUAUUCUGGGUAUCACCUCCGUUAUGGUGCAAGACAUGACUGGCAAGCGUGUUAACGGCUACGACUUCAACCUGGAUGCCAUGACAUCCUUCGAGGGUGACACCGGCCCAUACCUGCAGUACGCUCACGCUCGUUUGUGCUCGAUGACCCGCAAGUCCGAGUUGGAUGUUAACGAGCUGGUUAACGCCAACUUCGAUCUUUUGACCGAGCAGCACGCUGUCGACUUGGUCCGCCUGCUGGCCCAAUGGCCCGACGUACUCCUGCAAACUGCCAAGACUCUUGAGCCCAUCACUGUCCUCAGCUAUCUGUUCCGCAUGACACACAUGUUGAGCUCUAGCUACGAUGUGCUAAAGGUGAUCGGUAGCGAGCCCGAUGUCAAGCAGGCGCGUAUGGCACUGUAUGCCUCGGCCCGCCAAGUUCUGAACAACGGCAUGCGGGUUCUUGGUCUCAGCCCUGUUGAGCGCUCGGGCUCGAGUCCCAAGGUUGAGCCCUAUAUUCAGCCUAAGCCGGGGACCACCUCGGACAACAAUGUGUUUGUCUCGACCCUUGACAGGGAUUUCAUGGGCGAUCAUCCACCCUUGAACGCAUCCAAGACCCUGGACCUGGAGCAAAAUGACAGCGGACACUUCUUGAUGAAUGAGACUGUUCGGAACUUCUCCUGGCAGGGUUUAACGGUCACCGUCAAGGAUCGUGAAACAAAGAGAUCCCGCGAUCUGCUUAAUGAUAUUAGCGGUGAUGUGCAGCAUGGGGAGCUCGUUGCCCUAAUGGGCCCAUCAGGCUGUGGCAAGACCACACUCCUCAACGUGCUGGCUCGACGUGCAGCGUCAUCUGGUGCGAAGGUUCUCGGGGAGACCUACGUGAAUGACGCAGAGGUAGACUCGCGGACUUUCCAGCGGGUGACCUCGUACGUCGAACAGGAAGAUGUGUUGAUAGGGUCAUUGACGGUGCAGGAGACUUUGAAGUUCGCGGCGGAUCUUUCGCUGCCCAGCUCUGUUUCGAAACGUCAGCGCAUGGAUCGGAUCCGGACACUUUUGGAAGCAUUUGGUAUUCAGAACCAGGCAAACACGUUGGUCGGCACGCCGAUUCGGAAGGGUAUCAGUGGUGGUCAGAAGCGACGUGUGAGUGUGGCUAGCCAGCUCAUCACUAAUCCAAGAAUUUUAUUCUUGGAUGAGCCUACAAGCGGUCUAGACUCGACCGCCAGUUUUGAGGUGAUGUCGUAUGCAAAGCAGCUCGCACAGGCCAAUAACCUUCUCAUCAUUGCGAGUAUCCAUCAACCAUCAACCUCGACUUUCCGGCUCUUUGAUAAGCUGCUGCUUCUCUCAGCAGGAAAAACAUGCUAUUUUGGGGCAAUUUCAGCCGUGGAGAAUUACUUCAGUGAAAUUGGCUAUCCAAUCCCCGCGAAUACUAACCCUGCUGAAUUUCUCUUGGAGACUGUGAGUUCUGAUUUUGACAACUCGAAGGACUUGGCGGAGGAGAGACUCAGGGCGAUUCAGACUGCCUGGGCAAAUUCCACUCAGGCAAAAUCAGGAACAAGGCAAGUAUCUGAGCGUGUACGCUCGACAGAGAAACUUGUCAACAAAGACUCCAUGGAAGAAACGGCUCGAGCGGGAACCGGUUCGAUUACUGUAGCUCUACUGCAUCGCUCAUUUGUCAAGUCUUACCGCGAUGUCAUCGCUUAUGGAAUCCGCAUUGCUAUGUAUCUUGGAUUGGCUAUCAUGAUGGGCACAGUGUGGCUACGUCUUCAUCCAUCGCAGGAGUAUAUACAGCCGUUUAUCAACGCCAUUUUCUUUGGCUCCGCAUUCAUGUCUUUCAUGGCCGUAGCAUACGUCCCAGCGUUCCUCGAAGAUCGGGCAAUUUUCACCAAAGAACGAGCCAAUGGGCUAUAUGGUGUGACGCCAUUCAUGAUCUCAAACUUUCUCAUUGGCCUUCCCUACCUGUUCUUGAUAUCUCUCCUCUUCUCUAUUGUCUCAUACUGGCUUUCCAAUUUCCAACCCACCGCAGAGGCCUUCUUCACCUGGGUGAUGUGGAUAUUCCUUGACCUUGUGGCGGCGGAAUCCUUAGUAGUUCUCGUGACAUCGAUAUUCCCAAACUUCGUAAUUGCCUUGGCGCUUGUCGCAUUUGCAAAUGGGCUUUGGAUGAGUGUCGGAGGGUUCAUGGUCACGCAGACGAUCCUCAACCCCUUCUGGAAAUACGUGUUCCACUACAUUGAUUACCAGGCUUAUGUCUUCCAGGGCAUGAUGGUCAAUGAGUUCUCUAAGCGAAAUUACUCGUGUGGUGCCGAUUGCCGGUGCAUGUGGUCUACUGACCUGGAAGAUCAGUGUCUUAUUCGGGGCACUGGGGUGCUAGAAUCGUAUGGAUACUCCACUGGUAGAACGGGGAAGUGGGUUGGAAUUCUUUUGGGCAUAAUUGCGGGAUAUCGAAUCCUUGGCUGGAUUGCUCUCUAUCUGCGCAAGAAUUAG
Messenger RNA from Penicillium griseofulvum, 3927 nucleotides. RefSeq names its product arginine--tRNA ligase. Gene Ontology annotation, molecular function: ATP hydrolysis activity; arginine-tRNA ligase activity; ATP binding. Gene Ontology annotation, biological process: arginyl-tRNA aminoacylation. Bases 1 to 3927 code for a protein of 1308 amino acids. NCBI's taxonomy places the organism in Eukaryota, Fungi, Ascomycota, Eurotiomycetes, Eurotiales, Aspergillaceae. The record is from RefSeq and is a predicted model, not a curated record. The transcript is spliced from 12 exons. Gene Ontology annotation, cellular component: membrane; cytoplasm.